This is a messenger RNA of Drosophila biarmipes, 1150 nucleotides long. RefSeq names its product cuticle protein 7 (gene Cpr62Ba). The record is from RefSeq and is a predicted model, not a curated record. Lineage: Eukaryota; Metazoa; Arthropoda; Insecta; Diptera; Drosophilidae. The coding region runs from base 131 to 565 and encodes 144 amino acids. Gene Ontology annotation, cellular component: extracellular matrix. The transcript has 3 exons.
AGCCCAGCAAAGUGGUUCAGUUUUCAAGUGUUUGCCAUUGAUAUUACGGCCCACACAUAGCAACUGGCAACUGGCAACGUGCAACUAGCAACUAGCAACUUGCAACCAGCAACUUGCAACACCAAAACUCAUGCCCACGUGUCCGGUCAGCAUGGCAUAUGGAGUGGGCUUCGGCUGGCUCGUGAUCCUCUGGCUGCUGCAGAUUGCGCAUACGCAGCGUGGCCCCGUCGAGCACAUCGAGUUUUACAGCGACUACGGCAGCAACCACGACGAGGAAAGGCUCCACUACUCGCAUCAGUACCACAUUUCCGACGCGGCCAGUCAGGUGCACAUCCUGCACCGGGAGCAGCGGCAGGGCGACCACGUCUCCGGCUCCUACUCCCACCUGGAGCCCAAUGGCCACGUCCGCAGCGUGCACUACGAGGUGCGGGGCCCCAGCCGGGGAUUCAGGGCCGUCGUGGAGCAGCGAACCGGGAACAGUCGGGUGCACCAGGCGCUGGAAUUCCGGAGCAGGCAGCCGCUCCGGGCUCUGGCCCUCGCCGAGCCGGUGGCAUUUGUGAUUUAAGGCAUCCAGCGGCGUGAAACCGGCCCGAAGAAAAGAACAGCAAGAAACCAUUAACAAAUAACAACAAGCGACAAGCGAAUUAUUUGUCUUGUUUUACGCAGCCGUAAAUUGAAAAAUGUUUAAUCGUCUUUCAAUGACUUCGCUGACUGGUUAAUUGGAUUUCUAAUUUGAAAUUUAAAUUGAUUUCGGGAGGGGCGCAUAAAAUGUAAACGGACAAUUUUAUUAAACCUAAAAUGUAAAUAUUUUGCGGCCAUAACUCAAGCAAAGAGGAAUGAAUGAAUACAAAUUAUUUUCCUUUUGUUUUGGCUUGGCAAAACAAAUGCGAAUAACUAGAGGCAAACGAAUUUCGAUUGUUAUCUUUGAGAUGCUCUUGUAAAAUGAAAUUUAUGGCUACCCCUAGAUGGCAUAUUAUCAGCAGGCCCAUCUUGGGGCCAUGCCCCUUAACUUGAGUAAUUGUUUGGGCCACCGAAAAAACGGUAGUAAAUUAAACACUUAGUAUUCAGUGCAAUCAGCUACCACUGAUGUUAGCUCACUUUUCAAACGUCGGAAUAUGAAUUUCAAGCUUAAUUAUAAUAAAUUAAACGA